Messenger RNA from Melozone crissalis (California towhee), 1274 nucleotides. RefSeq names its product probable transcriptional regulatory protein Rxyl_1318. The transcript is spliced from 5 exons. Gene Ontology annotation, cellular component: mitochondrion. NCBI's taxonomy places the organism in Eukaryota, Metazoa, Chordata, Aves, Passeriformes, Passerellidae. The record is from RefSeq and is a predicted model, not a curated record. The coding region runs from base 342 to 1274 and encodes 310 amino acids.
CACCCAACUAUAGUUUCUAGAAGGAGGCGUGGUUAUGCAAAUCAGGUCCUUUAACACCAAUGUAGCAUUUCUAAAGGAAGGCGUGGCUAUGCAAAUCAUCCCCUUCAACACCAAUCUAUCGCUUCUAAAGGGAGGCGUGGUUAUGCAAAUACUCUCCAUUUAUACCAUACAUCGCUUUUGAACAUGGGCGUGGCUAUUCAAAUCAGCCCGAUUACAACCAAUACAAGAUUCCCAAGUGAGGGCGUGGCUAUUCAAAUCACUCCAUUACCCACAUUUCCCUGCGCCGCACCGGAAGCAGAAGCGCCGUGAGGGGAGGAAGAAGCCGGAAGUGCCGCCACAAAAUGGCGGCUCCCGUGCUGCGGGUCCCGGGGCUGCUCCCGCCGCUCCGGGCCCCUCUGCGGGGCUGCCUCGGCCCGUGCCGGGUCCCGGGGAGCUCCGGGGCGGUCCCGGUGCCGGUCCCGGUGCCGGUGCGGGCCAUGGCCGGGCACAACCGCUGGUCCAAGGUGCGCAACGUGAAGGGGCCGCGGGACGCGGAGCGGAGCCGCCUGCUGGAGAAAAUGGCGCGGAUGCUGCGGGCGGCGGCCAGAGAGGGCGGCGCGGAUCCGGCGCUGAACCCGGGGCUGGCGGCCGUGGUGGCGCAGUGCCGGACACUGAACGUGCCCAAGGCCACCAUCGAGGGGGCGCUGCGGUCAGUCAGGGAGCGUCCGGCCGGGGCGGUGCCGCUGCUGCUGACCGCUCGGGGCCCGGGGGGGUCACUGGCGCUGCUGGACGUCCGGACCGACAACGUCCGGCGGAGCCAGGCCGAGCUGCGGACACUGCUGCAACGCCACGGGGCCGCGCUGACCCCCGACGUCCACCCCGCGUUCCAGGCCGUGGGCGUGGUCCGAGUGUCCGGCCGGACGCUGGGCCUGGAGGCCGCGCUGGACGUGGCCGCAGCGGCCGGAGCCCAGGACGUGACCCAGGACGGGGCCGAGCUCCAGUUCCUGUGCGCGCCCUCGGCCCUGGGCGGUGUCCGGCGGGGCCUGGCGGCCGCAGGGCUCCGGCCGCUGGCGGCCGCGGUCGAGUUCCGGCCGCGGUCAGCGCUGGCCCUGCCGGACGGUCCGAGGGCCGCGGCCGAGCGGCUGCUGCGCGCCCUGGCCGAGCGGCCGGACGUCCACGCCAUCGUCCACAACGUCCAGGACGUCCCGGCGGUCACUCCGGGAGGAGCCGUGGUCGCUCCCGGCGGUCACUCGGCUCCGGACACGGCUCCGGCCACGACAGAGGAACGUCAAUAA